AAACCCGUAUCAUGAAAAUGUGGAGGCUGCUGAAUGAAAUCGCAAUAGAGAAAGAGAAUGGGUUUGCCUUGGCAACGAACGACUUCUUCCGACCUGACCUGAAGCAAAUUGGAAACAGCAUCUUCGAGAUCAAGAAAUACUUCAUUGCCGAAGGAGGUCGAACGAUAACACCAUCAAAACUUGAAGACGCUUUAGCAGAAGUGAAAGACUGCCUCUUAAGACUUGCAGAAAACCAUGCGUUUUUCUUGGGUCUGCAUCCCAAAGCUGAAAAAGGAAUAGACAAGAUAUAUCCAAAGACUGAACCAUGCUUCAUGUUCUUAUCAGAAACUUUAUCAUUUGCUCUGGAUUUUGCGACAUCAUCCCAUCCAAGUACUGUCGUGUGUGAUGUGUUCAUAGCCUUCCCUUCCAUGCCAAUCAUGGUCCUGUCAGUCGUUGAUAGGGACGAAGAUUCGGAGGAAGUGCUGGUAUACAACAUGUCUGUGGCAAGAGGUGUCAGAGAUAAACUUCUCAGAUUUAUGGACGAAGAUGUGAACUCAAUACACGGCGUGAUUAACACGUCGACUCUCAAGGACAGUGUCGUAUUCAACACUCGCCUGAAGACUCUGGCAAACGACUCCUUUCGUUUUGUUCCAAAAUAUUCAUUGCUAAUGAAUACUAGAAGACAUGAUAGGAUCCUCACAGCUUUUUGGGCAGGUGUUGCUGAAACGAAGUCGGUUCGGAAAGAAGAAAGUGGAGACAUUGAUGGCGACUGUCUGAGAUUUCUCACCAAAGAACAAUGUAUCAUUCUGGUGGAGAACAUCAACAGUAAGGACGUCGAGGUCAAGUGUAUGCCCGGUAGUGGAGCCACGACUCUGAUGCUGGAGGUGGCUAGGAGACUGAACAGACUGGGGGACACUCUGCUUGUAUGUAGGUCACGACAGGAGAGGGACAGGCUCAGGUUUGUAUCUUAAAAUACAGUCAACAAA
Molecule: messenger RNA, 965 nt
Organism: Haliotis rubra (blacklip abalone)
Lineage: Eukaryota; Metazoa; Mollusca; Gastropoda; Lepetellida; Haliotidae
Exons: 3
Coding region: 12-950 (312 amino acids)
Source: RefSeq, a predicted model, not a curated record